Messenger RNA from Mesorhabditis belari, 567 nucleotides. The record is from the annotation of a GenBank genome assembly. NCBI's taxonomy places the organism in Eukaryota, Metazoa, Nematoda, Chromadorea, Rhabditida, Rhabditidae.
AUGAGAUCACUCCUCGUCAUUUUCGCUCUUUUCGCUUGCAGUUCACUAGCUUUUGUCGUUGAAGAAGUUUGUGUACAACGAGCUUUCGGAACUCUUCUCGACGCUGAGGAAAUUGCAAAUUUAACGGUCGCUUUCUCUUCACCGAAUCGAAGAAAGACCGUGGUGGCCUAUGUGAAAUCGUUGCACCUAGGCAAUUCGACACAAAAGAAAGUGAUGCACGAAGUGUGCAAUAUGUUCCAGAGUCGGAUCGCAUUCGCCGAGAAUCUCGCACGGAAUUUUUUCAAAUCUGUCGGAAAAGUGCUGAAUGAUACGCAGAUGGCAGCGCUUCACAGCCGCUACAUCGCCGAUCUGAAAUCGUUUAAUUGUGACGUCACAAAGGUUUUCGGGGAUCUCUACUCGUGGCUGGCUGAACAGUACGCCUCGGAUCCAUCCCUUCAACAAACCGUCCAGAACGCAGCCAAUAAAGUGCUGCAACGUUUCACGAAAACGAGCGAAUCGAUGAGCAAACUCGUCAAGUAUAUGAGCUAUUUCUUGACGCCAAGCAAUAGCAGUAGUAAUGGAAAUGGA